Messenger RNA from Perkinsus marinus ATCC 50983, 483 nucleotides. RefSeq lists its product as hypothetical. The record is from RefSeq and is a predicted model, not a curated record. Lineage: Eukaryota; Perkinsozoa; Perkinsida; Perkinsidae. Bases 1 to 483 code for a protein of 160 amino acids. The transcript is spliced from 6 exons.
AUGAAUGCUAAUAAUAAUGCAGAUGAAGAUGGAGCGUCACGUGUUUGGCGAACGAAUGCUGGGAAUUACUAUCAUGUAUUGGAUUUGGUUAUCACUGAUCCGGAGGUCACACUGAGAGCUCGGAAGGUCAUUCGCGCGACAUUUCUUAUCUUCGUCACUUUGAUCGCUCGAACAGCUCUGCUUCUAGCUGAUGGUCAGCCAUUAAUGCAAACUCUCGUUGGCAUAGCCUUUGUAGCGGUCUCCAACGCUGAUGAGUUUAUUCUGUUUGCUGAUGCUGAUUCACGCAUCGCAUGCAACGGCACUUUUGAUAUAUGUGUUGGUGGCUACAUUUACGAACGGAUGCAUGGCUAUAAACUCUUUAUUAAAUUAGCGAGUGGUGAUGAGGUGACCAUCUGCGCUACUGCUGCUGUAGAUUUGAAAGUCUCAAACCUUGCACCGGCUAUAAAUCAGCACUUCAAAUAUCCUAGGGAAACCUGUUUCUAA